This is a messenger RNA of Camelina sativa (false flax), 2331 nucleotides long. Lineage: Eukaryota; Viridiplantae; Streptophyta; Magnoliopsida; Brassicales; Brassicaceae. The record is from RefSeq and is a predicted model, not a curated record.
AUGAAGAGGUGUACUGGUAUCAAAAAAGCAGAAGUCGAUGGAUGCGAUUUGGUGAUCACAAUACUGGCUAUUUUCAUGCCCAAACAAAGCAAAGACAAGCCCGGAAUCACAUUACGGGUCUUCAUGACCGGAAUGUCGGCGUUUGUGGAGGGUCGUCUAAUAUCGGAUAACAUUUUGAUAGCUCAGGAGAUGUUCCAUGGUUUACGGACAAAUCCUUCUUGUAAAGGGAAGUUCAUGGCCAUCAAGACGGACAUGAGCAAGGCUUAUGACCGGGUGGAAUGGUCUUCCGUUGAGCUUUUACUUCGGCAGUUUGGUUUUUGUGAUAAGUGGGUCUCCUGGAUUAUGUCUUGUGUAACUUCGGUACAAUAUAAGGUCUUGAUUAAUGGUCAGGCUUAUGGUUCUAUUACUCCUUGUCGGGGCUUACGUCAGGGAGAUCCGUUAGCGUCCUACUUAUUUAUCCUUUGUACAGAGGUGCUUAUAGCACACUUUUAUAGAGCAGAGCAGCGGAAACUUAUUACUGGUAUUAAGGUUUCGACUGCUAGUCCGGCCAUUUCUCAUCUUUUGUUUGCUGACGACAGUCUCUUUUUCUGUCGGGCUACAAAAGAACAAUGUGCGGUGGUGCUCGGGAUUGUCCAGAAGUAUGAGUGGGCCUCCGGGCAACAAAUCAAUUUUCAAAAAUCUUCGGUUCAAUUUGGCCAUACGGUGGACCAUGCUCUCCGAGAGGAAUUAAAGGGAAUCUUAGGGAUUACUAAUUUGGGUGGUAUGGGUUCUUAUUUAGGCAUUCUGGAAAGCUUAGGAGGGGCUAAGACACAAAUUUUCUCUUAUGUUCAGGAUAGGUUACAAUCACACGCAAGUGGUUGGCCUGCUAGACUUCUAUCAAAGGGCGGUAAAGAGGUAAUGAUUAAAUCUGUUGCUACGGCUGUCCCGACUUUUGUGAUGUCGUGUUUUCGGUUACCUAAGAAGGUUACGAGGAAGCUUACUAGUGCGAUUUCAAACUUUGGUGGAGUUCGUCUGGACAAUCCAGGGGUUUACAUUGGGUGGCAUGGGAUAAACUAUGCAAGGAUAAAAGUGAAGGAGGGUCGAUAUUAUCGACACUCUGAUCCCUUGGAUCCAAUUAAGUCAUACUCGCCGUCCUAUGGGUGGCGGAGUAUUAUUUCUGCUCGCUCUCUGGUUAAUAAAGGACUUAUUAAACGAGUAGGGUCAGGGACUUCCAUUUCUGUAUGGAACGAUCCGUGGAUUCCUGCUCAAUCCCUGAGACCAGCAUUAAGCACAGGAUUGCCCGGUGAUCCUCUGCUUUCCGUUCAAAAUCUUAUCGACAGGAAUUCUAAUUCCUGGGACAUGGCUCAGCUUACGGCUACUUUUUUACCGGAAGAUGUGGCUAUAAUUUUUGCCAUCCCUUUACAACAGCCGGAUAAACCGGAUUCAUUAGGCUGGCAUUUUACCAAGUCUGGUAAAUAUUCGGUAAAGUCUGGGUAUCAUAUCCUACGGUCACACAUCCCGGCUACGGUAGUACCAAAAGUCAUUGGGCCGGACUAUGUUCCCUUACAGGCUUUCGUGUGGAAAAUUCGCUGUCCCCCAAAACUCCGCCACUUUAUGUGGCAAGUGCUUUCGGGUUGUGUAGCGGUCAUAGCUAAUCUUCGGAAAUGUGGUAUAAGCUAUGAUCCUGUUUGUGGCUUGUGUGGUUAUGAGGAGGAGACAAUAAAUCAUACUCUUUUUGAGUGCCAUCCUGCACGACAGGUUUGGGCUUUGUCACAGUUUCCGACAGCCCAGGGUGUUUUCCCUUCGACUUCUGUCCUGACUAAUUUGGAUUUCCUCUUUUGGCGUUUCAAGGAUAUUCCUUCACAUGAGAUUUUUCCAUGGAUAUUGUGGUACAUUUGGAAGGCACGAAAUGAUAAACUAUUUAGUAAUUUGGAUUCCAACCCGCUUGCAUUGUUGCGGUUGGCGAAGGACGAGGCUCAAGCCUGGUUUAUGGCUCAGGCGGAGGCCAUUGGCCUCGCGGUAGAUCCCAUCUUUGUGGGUCAACCCUCUGGGAAUGGAGGUUAUGGGGUUUCUAGGCCUUUGUCAAGUUAUCUCUGCUUUGUAGAUGGCUCAUGGAAGGAGAAAGAUCAGUUUGCUGGGAGAGGAUGGUUCUGCAUCUCGCCAAGAGGAGAUGACCCUACCAUGGGAGCAGCCAACAUUUGUCGCAGCCUUUCACCUCUUCAUGCUGAGAUAGAAGCUCUCAUCUGGGCGAUGCGCUGCAUGAUAGGGGCGGACAACGAGUAUGUUAUUUUUCUUACCGACUGCUUCGAUUUGGUGAAGAUGGUGUCUUCGCCUGCUGUACGUUUUCGUUAG